Messenger RNA from Schistosoma curassoni, 1567 nucleotides. The record is from the annotation of a GenBank genome assembly. Lineage: Eukaryota; Metazoa; Platyhelminthes; Trematoda; Strigeidida; Schistosomatidae.
CUUACUUUACAAAUCUGAAUCUCAAAACAUUUAAAACAAAUAGUUUGCACCAUAUGAUAUUCGUCGAAAUCGUAAUUCAUUCUAAGUGAAGCAUACAUGAGAAAACACCAAUAAAUUGGUUUCUAAAAAUUGAGGCGUUGCGUCAUACUUCAUCCUCAUAUUCCUGGCGGUCUUUCAAUGGGAUGUCUACGGUGAAGGCUGUUAAAACUAAAAAGGGUAAAAUCGAGAUAGAUGUUGAGCGAUACCGUUCUGAGGGCUUUUGGAGUAAGGCCUUAGAAGUAAUCCUAUCUCAUGGAUCCGACCGCUCCACGUCUCUUCGUAGGAAAAUUUUGAAAAAUUAUAUAUUUUGCUUGUAAUAGAUAUGUUAAAUCAGCUGAUACUUUGUGAGAAUGAACUAGAAUGGAACGAUCAAGGUGAAUUACCACCAGAAAAUUUAUCCAAGGCUAAGAGGUAUGCGGAAGAAGUUAUGAAUGGGAAUGACGAGCAAUAUAAAUUUGAGGCAUCUGUCCUUCUUGGGAAAAUAUACUAUCUACAGGGGAAUAGUGAAAAAGCUCUUAAGAUCUUAAGUUCCCUCAAUUUGUUAUCUGCCAAAAUGGACCCUAUUACACUGCGUUUCAAUUACAUCGUUAGUGAGGGUUUGGCUGUAUUGGGUUUGUGCAAAGAAGAACAGUCAAAGCUAAAAAGCCUAUCUGACAUAUCAAAAGAGAGAGACAAUAUCAUUAAUUUAUUCAACUUAGCUUGUCACAUGUGCAUAAAACAUCUUCAGGAAUUAGAUCGAACUCAACCAGAGCAUACCAAUUCAUCUGUCAGUCUACCACCGAUUGUAGAAAAAGUCAUACAAAAGAUUCCGGAAAUUCUGAUUAAAAAGGGUGACAUACCUGGUGCUAUUUCGAAGUAUCGAACUAUUCUUGGGUACUGUGAGUUGCCUGCUACCAGGUCUCUUAGACGAGCUUUAUCCUUACGGUUUUCUGAACUGUUGUUACGGAGUGUAUGCAUAAAGACAUAUCACAAGUAUAAUACAUCAAUGGAUCAAGAUUCCUCAACAGAUAAGGAUGCACAACUAAUUCCAUACCGAUAUCCUACAAAUAGAUACAUUCCAGACAAUCGAAUAGAAGAAGCCAUUUUUUCGUUAAUGAUUUCCGAACACAUAGCCAGUCAAGAUGUUAUACUUAAUCGACCGUCAGAAUUAUCUGAACCACAAAUAGUUCGAUCAUUUAACAAUGCAGCUGCUGUCUACGACUUACUUGCCAUACUUCUUACUAAAGUUAAACAUUUCAAAUUUCUUUCUAAAUGCCUUGAAAAAGCACUCAAGUUUUCUUAUCAUCAAUUUCAUAUCUGGUAUCAAUUCGCUUUAUCACUUAUCAGUUCUAAACAAUAUUAUCGUGGUUAUUUGGCUCUACGCGAAUGUUUACGAAUUGAUAAUUCUAAAAUAUCCGUUUAUCUAUUCGCUAGUUCAUUAUGUUUGGGUCAUUUGAAUUUAAUUGAAGAAGGCAUGGAAUUAGCUUCACAGGCAGUAGAGGUAAUAUUUCUAUUCCUACCUAUUUACAAUUAUUAUUGUUAUUAUUAA